Molecule: messenger RNA, 381 nt
Organism: Laccaria bicolor S238N-H82
Lineage: Eukaryota; Fungi; Basidiomycota; Agaricomycetes; Agaricales; Hydnangiaceae
Exons: 1
Coding region: 1-381 (126 amino acids)
Source: RefSeq, a predicted model, not a curated record
AUGUAUAAAAUUGCUUCACAGUUAGCCAAAGCACUCAAUAAUUUUGAUAAGCCAUAUGGUGGAAUUAAUAUGAUAUUUGCUGGUGAUUUUGCCCAAUGGCCCCCUGUUGGUGGUCAAUCUCUAUACAGUCACUCAGUUGGAACACAAGUCCAUUCAGGCUUAAAGCCAGGUGGCCAAGAAGCUGCUGUUUUUUUGUUGGUGUUUUUUAACUGCCUCCAAGUUGCUGGCCUUAUAUUUCUCUGGGCUUUUCUCUUGGUGUUUUUUAACUGCCUCCAAGUUGCUGGCCUUAUAUUUCUCUGGGCUUUUCUCUUGGUGUUUUUUCACUGCCUCCAAGUUGCUGGCCUUAUAUUUAUCUGGGCUUUUCUCUUGGUGUUUUUUUAA